This is a messenger RNA of Cyprinus carpio (common carp), 1795 nucleotides long. RefSeq names its product hypoxanthine-guanine phosphoribosyltransferase. Lineage: Eukaryota; Metazoa; Chordata; Actinopteri; Cypriniformes; Cyprinidae. The record is from RefSeq and is a predicted model, not a curated record. Gene Ontology annotation, molecular function: hypoxanthine phosphoribosyltransferase activity; magnesium ion binding. Gene Ontology annotation, biological process: guanine salvage; hypoxanthine metabolic process; GMP salvage.
CACUGAUUGGUCGACGGGCUCUAGUCCUCUAAUGCUAAAACACCCACAUUGUAAUGUGCGGAAGAUUACGGUAUUGGGCUCGCGCAGUCCUUUAAAGGUGAAAUUGAGUACAGAAAGGACUACAACUACGCCCUGCCUUUCUCAUCAGAAACGAGGACGUUUGCAGCAGCUGAGUCGGGACGGACAUGGCGUCUGCCAGCCCCUGUGUCGUGAUCAGUGAUGAGGAGCAAGGUUAUGACCUGGACCUCUUCUGUAUACCAAAACAUUAUGCGGCGGACCUGGAGCGGGUGUAUAUUCCACAUGGACUCAUCAUGGACAGAACUGAACGUCUGGCCAGAGAUAUCAUGAAGGACAUGGGGGGGGGUGAUUUAUUUGGUCUGUGUGUGCUCAAAGGGGGCUACAAGUUUUUUGCUGACCUGCUAGAUUACAUCAAAGCCCUUAAUCGUAACAGCGAUCGCUCCAUUCCCAUGACAGUGGACUUCAUCCGCCUCAAGAGUUACCAAAAUGACCAAUCUACAGGAGACAUCAAAGUGAUUGGAGGAGAUGAUCUGUCCACACUCACAGGAAAGAAUGUCUUGAUUGUUGAGGACAUCAUUGAUACUGGAAAGACAAUGAAGACCCUGCUAGAACUUCUCAAGCAAUAUAAUCCAAAAAUGGUCAAAGUGGCCAGUUUGCUGGUGAAGAGGACACCAAGAAGUGUUGGCUACAGACCAGACUUUGUAGGAUUUGAGGUUCCUGACAAAUUUGUGGUUGGAUAUGCACUUGACUACAAUGAGUACUUUAGGGAUUUAAAUCACAUCUGUGUCAUCAGUGAAACAGGAAAGGAGAAGUACAAAGCAUGAGAAGCCCUGAACUUCCCCCUCUAGCUGUGUAUCAUUUGUUUUUAAUAGAUGUUUUCUUAUUUGAUAUCCAUUUUGUAUUUUUUCGGUUGCACAGCUCACCGCAGGUUAGGAGGUCCUCGCUCAGGGUCUCUGGUGAGGUGUGUGCUGUCAGUCAAUGCACCUUACAUUUACAUUAGCUUAUACCUCCACACACACAUUAGUAACCACAAACGCUUUGCAGUUCAGUCUCUGAGAACAGAGAUCUUAGGGUUACUUAGACUGCUGCUCUUCAUUACAGUGGUGUUUUAAACAACCAUUCAUUUAAAGGCCAGAUUCCCUUGAAUUUAUUUUAACCUUUUUUUUUUUGCACAAGACAUUAUGGAUGAGUGUUUUUAAGAUAGAUUAAACAGAAUAUUGAUUUUUAGGUCAUCUUGCUUUGCUAUUUAAUAGUGAGCAUACAAUAUGUGAAUUUGACUUGCUCACUUGGUAGCAAAAGAAGAGCAUUCAUGUUUCCCAAAGACUAUUUGCAACUGUAAUUUAAACCCUGAUUAAAAUCAGUGAAUAUUAUGAUUAUAUAAAAUAUGUUGAAUGCUUUUUCAAGUGAAUGUACUUUAGCAUCAGGGCAACCUGGUUUUCCAGUCAUAUUUCAAAUGUAAUGACAUUUUAAAGCCAAUUGCACCUCCUUGUUUUUAUUUUUAAUUUUAAACAAAUUUGUAUUUGUUUAAUUCUCCUUUCAGUAUAUUUAUUUGUGUCCACUUACUGUAGUUUUGGUUACUAAUAAUUAUAUUAAUGGGAUUGAAAAUGAAAUGGGGGAAAUAAUCUUAUGGUGCCUUGUAUGGUAACUUGUACGCUCGCUACCAUAUAAAUAUGGUAUGAAAAUGAAUGAAAAAUUAAUCUAAAAUGUUUGAUUGACCUCACCAUUGUUCAGUCACCUGUCAAUCUUAAAUUCGAUUAAAUUAUUCAAAGAAUUUUAA